UUUUGUUAGGCAUGGUGGUCAUGCUUUCGUAAAACCGGUGCCCUUGAGCUCGAAGGGCCAGUGUGUUGACAAGAUGAGUGGAUGCAAGGAGAGAAGCGGAGCUUCUUUGAUGUCUUAACUCCAAGGCCGUUAUUCCAAGCAUGAACAAGUUAGGACAUGGCAUUCUUCAGCUGGCAUGGAAACCGGUGUUAAAAUCCGUUCGCAUUGGAGGCAAGAAACUAUUUUCAAAGAAAUACCUCCUGUACACCAACACCGCUCUGACGGUAGGACUCUCCCUCACUGGGGAUGUCGUCCAGCAGAACUUCCAGAUCUGCAAACACAAGAACAGAACAUGGGACAAGACUCGAACAUUUCAUGUGUCAUGCACGGGGUUCCUUGUAGGUCCGCUCUGCCACUUCUGGUACAUGUUCCUUGACCGAUGGCUGCCAGGGAGGACACUUCGGAUUGUGUUUAAGAAAAUUCUAGUGGAUCAGUUGGUUUGUUCACCUCUAUUUAUAGGAAUGUUUCUCAUGAGUUUAAAUUAUAUGGAAAAUGACUCCUGGGACAAGGUCAAGCAGGACUUGGUUGAAAAAGGCAAAACAUUAUAUCUAGCUGAUUGGAUUGUAUGGCCCCCAGCCCAGUUGAUCAACUUUCUAUUUCUACCUACAAGAUACCGUGUUUUGUAUGACAAUACUAUUGCAUUCGGAUUUGACUGUUACUUUUCAUAUGUGCGUUAUGAUAAAGUCUAUCCACAAGAUGACCACACACAAGAAGCAGAGAGUGAAGACACUCAUGUGAUGACCACAGUGGACAAGGAGGAUUCAGACUCUUGGCAGUUGCAUGUGAAUAGUGAACCGCAAUUAAUAACCUGUGAUAAAAGCAAGUCUGUUUCUGGAGAUUUAUGUGAACAACACAUAUUUUCAUAAGCGUAGUGCUGGUGUUAUUUCGUGUUCAGGGGGUGUAUUUUUGUACCAAUUUAGCAUUGAACUGGUGUUACACAUAGUAUGGCGAGGAAUUUUUUUUUCUUGAAAUACUUACUGAUGUCAAAUAAUUACUGUUCACUCGACACAGCCUGUUAGAUUGUUCGUCUUACUCAACUAACAGCCUCGUUGUACUUAUGUCAGCAACAUUGUGACUAUUACCAUCAUCAUCUUAUACAACAUGUAUAUAGCGAUGUUAUAUUAAAGACUUUCGGGAAAGUUAAUGAUAAAAAAUAUUCACAAUAUUUGAUGGUACUAAAACUCUGCUCUGACAGGUUUUAGAUAUUAAACGUAAAUGGUUUUGUCCCUGAUUUGGUAAACAUGGUAAAGUUACAAGUCUGAUGGAAUAAUAUUUUGGUGAUAUUAGUGGUUGUAGUGAUGUUAGUGUUGUUUUGACUUAUCAGAGAACAAUGUUAUUAGUACUCGUGUUGUGUUUUUGAUACAAAUUAGUCUUUUUUAUCACAGUUAUGAGAACUACACUCUGAAGUGCCUUAAGAUGUUUUUUCAUAUCUUUGUUGAAAUGUGUUCACAGAUGCAAUAAUGUUUAUAAUGUGGUGAAGGACGUAGGCACUUUUUUCUGUUUUUUAUUAUUUAUCAUUAACCUAUUUGUUGCACAAAGAAAUUAUAUGUUACAAAGCUCAUUAAAGAGUUUAUAUGAAGUUGUUGUAUGUUUUCAUGGAGUGAUUGGCUCCCAUACAAAUCGUCGAACUGGAACUCUGUUCAGUGGUAUUCUUGAUGCCCCAAAGCUGUAUGCUGAAUGCCAUGAAAAGUUUAUCAGGUAUGCAGAUGCCAUUAUUUCAGUUUUGAAAUCAAUCAAAUAAAAAAAUCAAUGAAUUA
Messenger RNA from Haliotis rufescens (red abalone), 1796 nucleotides. Its product is annotated as mpv17-like protein 2. Gene Ontology annotation, biological process: mitochondrial ribosome assembly. The record is from RefSeq and is a predicted model, not a curated record. Gene Ontology annotation, cellular component: membrane; cytoplasm. Lineage: Eukaryota; Metazoa; Mollusca; Gastropoda; Lepetellida; Haliotidae. The transcript is spliced from 2 exons. The coding region runs from base 141 to 905 and encodes 254 amino acids.